This is a messenger RNA of Heteronotia binoei (common prickly gecko), 1266 nucleotides long. It is a transcript of the gene SFR1, whose product is annotated as SWI5 dependent homologous recombination repair protein 1. The record is from RefSeq and is a predicted model, not a curated record. Bases 194 to 865 code for a protein of 223 amino acids. Lineage: Eukaryota; Metazoa; Chordata; Lepidosauria; Squamata; Gekkonidae. The transcript has 4 exons. Gene Ontology annotation, biological process: positive regulation of DNA-templated transcription; double-strand break repair via homologous recombination. Gene Ontology annotation, cellular component: Swi5-Sfr1 complex.
GCUUUUCCCGCCCUCUAUCCGUUCCAAGAGGAGAACGCGCGCACAUGAGAGAGAGCACGUAAGAGAUCGCGAGAAGAGACCUUUCUGGAGGCGUUUCCACCAUCCCCCCGCCCUCAGAGGCCGAGUUUUGAAAUGGUUGUGUUUCCUGAUGCAGCUGCGGGUUGCGUGAGAGAGACAGAUUAGUCCACUCAAAAUGGAAGCACCUUUAUUAAACAGCCCUACAUCUGAGCCUCAGAGCACCUCUAGCUCAGGAAAACAGCCAAUGAGUGCAACCCUUCGAGAACGGUUGAAGAAAGCAAGGCGGUCCUUUAAUUCAGCUUUCACUGUAGCAAAGCAUCUUAAAAUUAGUGAAAAAAAUGAAUGUGUUACUAAUGAAGAGAUGACUUUAUCUAAAAAAGAACCAUGUUCCAUAUCACAGUAUGAGGAUAAACACUUGGGAAAAGCAUUUGACAAAAUCAUGAAUAAGAACAGUAAUUUGCAAGAUAGAGAGCUUUGUGAGUCUGACUAUAAUAAACACAGUAAAACUGGACAAAAUUCUCCACGAGUUUUGUUAGAAAGUAACUGCAGUCAUUCAGAACUACUGGAGAAGAAGAUGAAACUGGAAAAGCAGAUUCGGGAAAAGGAGGAACUUCUUCGAAGAUUGAAGCUGGUCAAGAUGUACAGAUCCAAGAAUAACCCGACAGAACUGCAUUCACUGAUAGCAAAAUGGCGAGAAAGUGCCCAAAUAAUGCUCUAUGAGCUACAGUCUGUAUUGUCUACAGAUGGCAAGAAAUUAAGUAUUACAGAGCUGAUAGACAAUUUUGGACUAGAAGACCAGCUGCUACAUUAUAUCAGAACAGAAGAAGAUUUUAAAGAUAAUAUCUAGUAUCUCCCCAAAACAGUUUGAAGGUUUACAUCUGGUUUUUGUAUUACAUAACUGGGCUAGUUAAAAAACUGAGAUUUUGUGUAGCAAACACUAAUCUUUUUGUUUAUAUAAGAAAACAUUUUAAAAUGGGGAAGAAGAAACUGGCUGUGUUGUAGUAGAUUUGCAUACUUUCUGUUGGUUAGAACUGUGCUGUGUUGCUUACCAUGAAAUGGAAAACUUGCAUGCAUGUUUUAGCGUAAAAUAUAUACAAUAUUUAGUGCAGUGUUGUUUUAAUUCUGUUUGACAUAUAGGGAUUUCAUACUGUGUAAAUACUUGUAAUUUUCAACAUGGGGUUUCCUUUCCUGUUCAAGCAGAGCCAUCUGGGAACUGAGUAUCUAUUCAAUAUAUAUUUAAAUCAAAAA